Hemibagrus wyckioides is the source of this 6024-nucleotide messenger RNA. It is a transcript of the gene kansl1b, whose product is annotated as KAT8 regulatory NSL complex subunit 1b. Gene Ontology annotation, molecular function: histone acetyltransferase binding. The record is from RefSeq and is a predicted model, not a curated record. Lineage: Eukaryota; Metazoa; Chordata; Actinopteri; Siluriformes; Bagridae. Gene Ontology annotation, cellular component: NSL complex. The coding region runs from base 599 to 3649 and encodes 1016 amino acids. The transcript is spliced from 15 exons.
AGUUGAUUUCUAUAUUGUUUCAGUACAACUUUAAUCUGUUUCGGUCUGAAAGUCGUUAAAAUGAGCGAGUUUUCAGUUCGAAAGCUUGUUGAAGCUUUAGUGGUUUUAGAGAGUUAUUCUGUGAUUUCUGUUACAGCUUGUAGAAUAACAUGAACACACGCUGCAGACGCUCUGUAAGGAGUUUUAAUCUGUGCUGAACUUUAUAAGUUGAAUUGUGGAGGUUCUUUAUAGAGAGAGAGAGAGAGAGAGAGAUGCAUUAGGGCAGAAAUAAGUAAUACAGAAUAACAAAUUUGUCUAGCAUCACAAAAAACACAAAUGAAGAGUGUUAGAGUUUAUUUACCUAUUUUUUCCCCCCACUCAUAUCUAUAAUAUCAUUAAUUGGUUGAAGCAGUCCAAAGCCAUCAGACCUUCAUGUGUUUGUGUUUCUCUCUUUUUUUGUUUUUAGACUUUUUGGAUAAACUGAGCCCAAACGCAGCCUGUUGGACAAAAUGACAACCUUCAAGUCGGGAUCCGGCUCAUGCUUUUCAAUGCAGGUUGUCCUGUGGCGUGACGGUAGGUGGGUGGUGUGGCUCUGGCCUCGGCCCCCUCGCGCCGCUGAAUGGCUGCGAUGGCGCCCGCGCUGACCGACACGCCGGCCGACACUCACCGAAUCCGCCUCAAACUGGCUCCAUCCUCCUCCGCUAUCAACCCGAGUGCCGUGGAGGAAAACGGCGCCACCGACCGCGUCCUCGUCCCCACCAACGGCGCCGUCAAACGCAAAACCUCCUCCGACAAAGAGGAUCAUCUGUCCUGCGCGGCCGGAACCUUCAGCAAGGACGACUCGGGUCGCGAUCUGGGCAAAAUCCAGCAGCUCGUCACCUCGUACCGCUGCUCGGAUGAGACCCUGAAACUGCAAAACGUCUUCGACAUCCUACCCGGCAUCUUACAGCGCAAACACCACACCCUGGAGCUAUCAGAGGAGCAGCUGAAGAGCAUCAUGAGUGCGGGGAACGGCAGCGGUUUGCCGUCUCUACAGCAGAGUGUCGGCGUUAACGUGAACGGCGUGGCGAGGAAAUUCACGAAAGCGAGCAGAGACUCCAACAGCGUCACCAUGAACGGAGGCAAGCACGGACAGCCGGCGCUUCCCCUCACUCACGGCGGGUCCACGGGAAACGGCCCUGUUAGAGAUUCUGCAGAGCAGCACCAGUGCCCUAGGGGCGUCCCACGAGACCGUCCCAACAACAUCCCAGAAUCCCCAGCACUCUUUUGUGCACCUUCACAAGAGCGGAACGGAUCGGACGGCUUGGCGACGAUUUGCGCAGAAGUUUCCGUUGCUCCUCCUCCUGCGCUCCACCCGCUCGGCAGCCUGGGAGGAGACCUGCACAGCCGGUCGCAGCAGGCCAAGAGCCGUCAGGUGGAGAUCGAGGGUCGUCUGCGGCGCCUGCGCAAGCGGUUGCAGGUGGUGCAGGCGAAGCAGGUGGAGCGUCACGUGCAGCAGCAGCUCGGUGGAUUACUUUGCAGCACUCUGGGGACUCGGGACUCCCGGGUCUAUCAGGAGAGAGCAGAACCCGGACGCUUCCUGAGGGGUGGAUCGGUGCCGGCCGAACUGGAGCGACUCUCGCUGAGCUGCAGCACCAACCUGCGAGCGGCGGAAAACGCCUUUGAUUCGGACGCCACCGAGAGCAGCUCCGGAGGAGAAACGGACGUGGAAGAGGACGAGCUGGCCCGGGCGGACAUCGAGCAGCGGCACAUGUCUCUGUGGAGGAGAGCUGAGGGCCGUUAUGCGCUGGAACGCUCCUCCAUCAUCAGUCACUGGAACUGGCUGCAGGCUCACGUCUCUGACCUGGAGUACCGCAUCCGCCAACACACCGACAUCUACCGUCACAUCCGCACCAGCAAGGGUGCCGUGGUGCUGGGUGAGAGAUCAGUAUGUGAGACAGCAACAGAGAGCAGCAGCAGCGGGUCGAGGACGGAGAGUCUCAGCUAUCCGUCGGCGCCCGACGCUGACGGGGCAAACGGCUCUGUGUCCGGCCUCGGAGUCUCCAUGGAGACGAACCUGAGGAAGAGUUUCCCGUCUGUCCGACACGUUAACGGGGUCAUAAACAGUCUGCGUUGUGGUCCUUCGACCACGUGCGAGUCGGAGCAGCAGAGGCUCAGUGUUGAAGACUCGAGCUGUGUAGCAGCACGAACUCGUCCUCUCAUCUCCUGUAGGAGGAGACGCCUGAUCCGACCUUACACACUGCCUCACCUCAACAACAAGGUGCAGACAGGCCAAUGGUGUGGCUGUGAUGUCAGUGGUCAGUGUGUGAUGUGCUGUAGUCGUCCUGCCACUUCGUCACAGACUCUGUUUCAGCGGCCCCUGCUGGACAGACUGGCUCAGCUCGACCCCUGCGUCCACCCCGUCCUCUCCUUCAACGACGAUGUCGGAAUGGGUCUGCACUUACAGCGUGUGAUGAAGUGUCACUGGCAGGGCCGGCCGCUGGACAAGAUCAAACCCAUCAAGAAGCUCUCCCUCAAACACUCGAAGUUCUCUCCGAGCGGCCGUCUCAUCGAUCCAUCAUCGUCAGCCUCUUCCUGCUCCAAAGACAAGCUCAAGCUGACCAGCCCGCUCCUCUCCACAGACCGUUUGUCCCAUCACAGAAUGCGACCAGAGAAGCUGUUUCGACACCAGCAGAGUGACACUGAGUCCCGUCAGCUGUACAGAGCAGAGCGCAGUCACACACGCAAGAGAGUCAGAGAACACUCAGUGGAGCGUGACAAUGUCAGUAUGGAGGUGGCGAGCCCGAGUUCCUCUCUGACCACGCCCACUCUCAGUCCUGUAGUGAGACAGCUCUCAACCUCUGAGAGCCCAACACCCUGCAGUCUCAACACCACACCGCACCAAGCACAGCGUAAGAGGAGAGUGGAGAGCUCAUUUGACAUCAACAACAUCGUCAUCCCCAUGUCUGUGGCAGCGACCACCCGAGUGGAGAAACUGCAGUACAAAGAGAUCCUCACACCCAGUUGGAGGGUGGUGAACAUCAUGACCAGUCACAUUUCGGAGGAGGAUGAUGCAGAAGAGAUUGAGGAUUUAUCAGAUGCAGCGUUCUCUCAGCUUCAUCUCCCGUAUGAAGAUCAGGAACGUUCUCGCUGGAGUUGGACGUCCAGUUCUGUUGCCAAAAGAAGAGGCAGCCGCUCGUACAAGUCAGUUGACGGCCGCAGCACUCCCCUCCUGGGAGGAACGACCCCCUCCACUCCUCAGCCUUCGUCUCCGGACCCAUCUCACUUCCCUUUGCUGCAGGACUACAGCUCGGCCCUUUCACCCUCCCCCUCCAGCCCUGCCAGCCCUGAGCUCCUCACACUCUCUCACACACACACUCACACACCUGCCUCCAGAGACUCCCACCGGCUCCUGUCCAACGAAGACACGCGCUGCUCCACGCCCGACACCAGCUACGACGAGACGCCUGUGCAGCCUUGGGAGCACAGAACGUUCCCCCUGGACACGGAUCCGGCGCAGGAUCACGAGCAUCCCGCGAGUCCGGGCAUCGAGCGCACGUGUCGAACCGCCAGACGAAUCUCCGGCUGCAGGAGCGGCUCCAGGUCCGAGUGCGAGGGCGAGCCUCCAUCACCGCUGCCUGAGGACACGAGCCGGCACAGGAGCAACUCCCUCAGACACACACACUGCUGAAACGUUCUGUACAGACUUGUCUCUCUCUCUCACACACACACCCACCCCUCUCCAGCUCCAGAGCAGAACCUCCCGCUGUUUGAUAUUCAAACAUCACUUAAUUCUUUCACAGUUUUCAGUGAAUUUGGUGAGUUGAAGAUUGAAACCCAGUAGAGACAACUUCCUUUUUCUUUCUUUCUUUCUUUGUUCAUUCAUUUGUUCUGUUGUUUUUGGGUCACUGGAAAUCAAACGGUGGUGGUGGUGGCGGAAAGCAGGAAACCGAGACUCGGUGACGUCCUAAAUCGCUCAUGUGCACUUGCUUUGCAUCGGAACGGACCGAAGAGAUCGUAAACUUAGCGGGUUGACCUCAAGCUCUCUAUUAUACUGAUUUAGGUACAACCCCAAAAACGCACAUAAAAACGCCUGACCAUCAGGCAUGUCCUUAUUAUUAUUAUUAUUAUUAUUAUUAUUAUUAUUAUUAUUAUUAUUAUUAUUCAUUUAUUAUUUCUUUCAGCACUUCUCUAUGUUCAUUCUCAGUGUCUUUAAUAUUCGGGGCCAGCUUUAACUGACCUGUAGGAUUAAUCAGCUUCCUGUUUGGUUGAUGCUCGUGUGUAUUUUAAUUCGCCUUUGAGUGAAGGAGCCCCGUUUCUGUGAGGAUUAGCAUAAAGCAGCAGGUCGAGCAUUUACUAUAAGUUCAUAUACAUGUAGGAUGAGUUUCGUGGGAAGUUUUGUUUUGUUUUGUUUUGUUUUUUUGUAAGAAAAAGAAAACGAAAAGGGGAGAACAAAAAUCCCAUGAUCCUGUAUCAGCGCUCCGAGGUGUUUCCCUGAUCCUUCAGCCGUACCUGCAGUUUCCUCACCUGAGAACCGAUCGAUCGCAGCACUUAUAAUCCCAGGCGCUUUGCUUUAACUCUGCUGCCUGAAUGCUUGAAGUAAGUAGCGCAGGAGGAGCGUUCUUCUCCUCCGUAUUUGCACUCUGAUGCUCAGCACUCUUCUUUCUGCUCUGUCCAUCAUUCCAUCGCAGCGGUGUGUCCGGCUGAAACGCGCUCGUGUGGCACUUAAGUUUCGCUGAAUUUCCGUUCUGUUUUCCGUUUCCAACAGCGAGGCAAGAUUUACGAUGUUUUCCCAACAGAGUUCAUAAAUGAUCAUGCUACAAAAAACAGCACCCCCCCCCUUUAAUCACCAUCAGACUGACCGAUGUUGUGGCUCUUCAUCAUGACUCCUUUAGAAUUCAUCAUCACGAUGUUUUUGUUGCAAUUAUGAAUCUAUUUGCCUUACCAUCCACGUAAAAUGUCUCACGUGUAAGGGGCGUGGCCAAGCGAGAGACACUUAGCCAGAGAGGCUAAGGGGCGGGGCUAGCACUCUAAAAGCGCACAAAAUGUUUUAUCUGUAUAAAGCUACAGGUGUGGUUGAGGUACAGAUUUACAGUUUGUUUGGACUUUGAAGGGGGAAAAUGUGCAAUUUUUUUUAAGUUUUAAGUAUUCGUGUACUCAGACAGGAAAUGACAUCAUUGGUAAUUAGUUCCGAUGAGUGGAGGGUUAUGAGCUCUGCUCCAGCUCUGUAGCGCUGUUAGGAUUUCAGCUCUUUCAUAUUUUAGCACAGAGCCACAUCGUUGUUUAUUUUCCUGGUCGUGAAGCUGCACUGUGUCUCAUUUCACUCUCAAGUUCAAGCUUGUGGUUUUAUGCAGAUAUUUUCUCUCUUUUUUUCCCCCUUUUUUUUUGCUUCGCCUUUCUCGCCUCACGUUUCUGCUUUUCCAUCAACUGGACUGUGUGUAAUUCCAUUUGUUUCGCCAUGUGAGUAUUCUACACUCGGAUCUGUCUUCACGUUAUUAUACACUCAUUAACCAGCAGGUUUAGCAGGUUGUGUGUGUGUGUGUGUGUGAGAGAGAGAGAUAUGUAUGCUAUAAUAAAUCGCCAUGAAGAAAGAAUAUCAGCUACUGGCCCAUUUUCUGCGUUCUCUUCCCCCUGAUUAAUAAACACACCCCCCGGAAGGUGAUGGUCUGCUCGGCGUGUUCGUUCGUACCGUCUGAUUAGCAUUCAGGAGCCGGUGUCGUGAUGUGCGAGAUAUUUUCCUACACUUCAGUUUCCACCAUGGUGAAUUUGACUGGGGGGUGGGGGGGUUGGGUAGGAGGAGUCUGGUGUAUCAUUUAGCAUGUAAUAGUUUGUAUUAUAAAUAAGAGUAUAUUUUGUAAAUACAUUAUUUGAUUCUUUACCGUGUUUUGAUUUUUUUUUUUUGAGGCUGUCUGUAGCUGUCCUGAUUGUAUAGCGAGAAGACGCAUACAAAAAAAAAAUAAAAAAAAUAUUUAACAACUUUCUUUACGGAAAUAAAGGUGUAUGGAUCAUUGGCCAAUCUGACGACAGCGUUUGUGCUUCUCCAAAUUAAAAGUGAAUUAUAUUGUA